Messenger RNA from Soboliphyme baturini, 222 nucleotides. The record is from the annotation of a GenBank genome assembly. Lineage: Eukaryota; Metazoa; Nematoda; Enoplea; Dioctophymatida; Soboliphymatidae.
AUGAGCGAGUUGAAUGAGGUAAACAGCUCAGUAUUAUUCGGACUGAAAUACUGCGCGAUUAUUGACAUUCGAAGGAGUAUCGAAGGUGAUCAGUGGUUCGGUUGGAGAGCAAUGAUCAGCAACGCGAGGAACGUCGAGGAGAAGCACGGAAAAAUAGAGGAAGAAGAAUGCUCUGUCGUUGCCGCCGUAUCUAGAAACGGGACGACAGACGUAGGCGCCUAA